AUGGCGACCGUCAUUUCUUCCGCGGCACGUCUCAGGGUUCCCAGGCCCUCGCGGGGUGCUCGUGACCUUAUCGCUCGCGCCGCGUCGUCGUCUUCGAAUCCAGGCGAUGGCGGGGAGUCUGGAGACGAAGGAGCCUACGUCGUCGUGUUCCGAGGAAAGGAGAUCAGAGCGAAACCCGGCCAGAGACUCCGCACCGCGCUGCUACUGGGCGGGGAGUCCCCUCACAACGGAGGUGCGAACGCGAUAAACUGCCGCGGGCUCGGCACCUGUGGCACGUGCGCGGUGGAGAUUGUCCCGUCCGGUGCGGUGACACCCCGGGACUGGACAGACGCCGAGAGGAUCAGACUCAACUUCCCACCGCACGGACCACCCGGGAACUCCAGGCUCAGGCUAUCGUGCCAGGUGAGGUUGGGUGGCGACUGCGAGGUGGUGAAGCGGGACAAGUUCUGGGGCCAGGGCGACGACGUGCUCGGGCCGAGACGGGACGACGAAACGGAGGGGAUGACGACGCCGCCGCUCGGAGCGUUGGAGUUUCUGCUCGACGGCGACGAGUGGCGAGAAGGAGGGGCGUUGGGGACGGGUUUAGGGUUAAGAAGGAGCGGACGGAGCGACGACGGGGAGCGAUGA
Messenger RNA from Micromonas commoda, 627 nucleotides. RefSeq lists its product with no specific name. The coding region runs from base 1 to 627 and encodes 208 amino acids. The transcript has a single exon. The record is from RefSeq and is a predicted model, not a curated record. Lineage: Eukaryota; Viridiplantae; Chlorophyta; Mamiellophyceae; Mamiellales; Mamiellaceae. Gene Ontology annotation, molecular function: iron-sulfur cluster binding.